Messenger RNA from Mytilus californianus (California mussel), 1208 nucleotides. RefSeq names its product trafficking regulator of GLUT4 1-like. The record is from RefSeq and is a predicted model, not a curated record. The transcript is spliced from 3 exons. Gene Ontology annotation, cellular component: membrane. Bases 571 to 987 code for a protein of 138 amino acids. Lineage: Eukaryota; Metazoa; Mollusca; Bivalvia; Mytilida; Mytilidae.
UAGUCGUUUUAAAAAUUUAUUGUUUUUACCUUUAAUAAAAAAUUAGUUUUCCUUUGAAAUUUCAUUAAAUCAGUAAAUAAAUCACCACAUCUAUAUGAUAUCAUUCUGUUUACUUUGAAAUUAUAACAUAGGUUUUAUUUGUUUUUUUAUUUGUUUAUAAUUUUCUGAAGCAAAGAUUGCAUUUAUAACGUGAGGGUUAUUUAAGGCGUUAGGUAGACUCAACUUUGAUGUGGUUACAUGAACCAAAAGAAAAGGGGGCGAAAGUAAAAUAAAUGCCAGGGUAUGGUCAUUGACGUAUCUAGAUCUUCUGGUGGACUGCUACUUUUGAUAAUAAAAUGAACCGUCAAAAUCCUGACUUUGCUUGAACGAAUGAGAAAGUGUGAUUAACCUACAUUUCUUACGCGCAUAUUUUUUUUCGGUUCUAUUCAUGUAGUCUCCAAUUUCGAAAUUUGACAAAAAUUAUAUUUUGUUGGGUUUUUUAUUCUGCAACUAUUCUAAUAACUUUAUGAAGUCCUUGUAUUGUCAAUCAUCUUUUUCAUUACGGUAACAAUUCGUUUCAUCUCCAUUAGCAUGUUGAAAUAUACACUAUAUUUGUCUUUUAACAACUCAAAUUGUACAGACAGGCAGAUGCUAGUAGAUGGAGAUCAGCUGCAGCAUACGGACCAUUAUAGUUCACAUGAGAGUCAGUAUUAUAGAACUAAAAUUCAAGCAACAAAGAAGAUUGCAAGAGAAUAUGAAUCUGAACCUGGUGAAUAUAUGUGUCUUGCAAUUCUGACCUGCUUUUGUUGCUUGCCGCUAGGAAUAUGUGCUGUCUUUGCCACAAUAAAGGCAAAUGAUGAUCGAGCACAGGGACAUUUCGAAGAAGCUAGAAAGAAAAAUAGUCUGGCCCUAGUCAUGAUGAUUGCCUCAGCUGUAUUCGGAAUAGCUGCCACUAUCGUUUUCACUUUCGUUGUAGUAAUCAUAUGCGACAUUAAUUUGUGUCAGUAAAUCAUGCUAAAUUUGACUUUUAAAUGUUUCUUUACACAGAUAAGAUAUGCGUUACAUUAUGAUCUGCAAGACAAAUUUAUAUUGGUUAGUAUUGUUACAUUAAACAUUAUCUUACAAUCAGAUAAAGUAAGAGCUCUGGGAAAACAUUCAUUGCUGUCACAUAAGAUUAUUCGAAUUUUUACUUAUCAUAUCUCUGUACCCGGUAAAACUAAAACUGUAAC